Selaginella moellendorffii is the source of this 3564-nucleotide messenger RNA. RefSeq names its product pentatricopeptide repeat-containing protein At3g24000, mitochondrial. Gene Ontology annotation, biological process: RNA modification. The transcript is spliced from 2 exons. Lineage: Eukaryota; Viridiplantae; Streptophyta; Lycopodiopsida; Selaginellales; Selaginellaceae. The record is from RefSeq and is a predicted model, not a curated record. The coding region runs from base 159 to 3539 and encodes 1126 amino acids. Gene Ontology annotation, molecular function: zinc ion binding; RNA binding; protein binding.
GGACAUUGUGAGGACAGUACGUGACGGCCAUGACUGUGAGACUAAUGAUUCCAUACAUCAUGGCGCUCUUCCCAGCACUCGACUUCUCAACACUUUAACAUUGGGAAAUAAAAUUUAAUGUCAACCGAGAUUUAAGCUUUGGCGAUGGCUGCUGAUAGAUGCGCGCGGCGAUCUCCAGAAGCGGCGUGGACGAUCUGUGCCGGAGCUACGCGCGCCUCCUUAGGGAAUGCGGUAGGCUGGGGGAUUUUUCACAGGGCAACCGCCUCCACGCGCAGAUCCGUGAAUCAGGGCUCCUGCUGGGCGAUCGCGAGGAGAGCGGCUCGCGAUUCUUGGGUAACUGCCUCGUCCAAAUGUAUGGCAAAUGCGGCAGGACUGACGAGGCGCAGCGCGCAUUCGACUCCAUCGCGCACAAGAACAUCUUCUCCUGGACGUCGAUUCUCGUGGCGUACUUCCACGCGGGCCUCCAUAACCAGGCGCUGGAGAGAUUCCACCAGAUGAUCAAGGCCGGCGUGGAGCCCAACCGACUUGUGUUCCUGGCGGCUCUCAACGUGUGUGGCAUCCUCAAGCGGCUCGAAGAUGGUGCCGGGAUCCAUCGCCAGAUCCAAGACAAGCUGCUGGAUUCCGACUUGGAGAUCGGGAAUGCGCUGGUCAGCAUGUAUGGGAAGUGUGGGAGGCUGGAUCUUGCCAAACAACUCUUCAAUUGUUUGGAGAGGAGGAAUGUGAUCAGCUGGACGAUCUUGGUGUCCGUGUUUGUGGAGAAUGGGAGGAGGAGAGAGACUUGGGGGCUGCUUCGAUCCAUGGCGGUGGAAGGGAUAAAGCCGGACAAGGUUUUGCUCCUCACGCUGCUCAACGUUUGCUCCAGCCGGGGAGUUUUGGACGAGGAUAGCUGGAUGGCUCACGACUAUAUCGUCGGGAGUGGAUUGGAUCGUGAGGCGGUGGUGGCCACCGCACUGCUCUCCAUGUUUGCGAGGUGUGGGAGAGUGGACAAAGCCAGGGAGAUCUUCGAAAAGGUGGCGGAUCACUCGGCACAAGUGAUCGAAUGCUGGAACGCGAUGAUCACGGCUUACGCUCAUAGAGGGUGCUCCAAAGAGGCUCUUUUCCUGCUCGAUUCUCUCCAGCUCCAGGGAGUGAAGCCGAAUUGCAUCACUUUUAUCAGUUCUCUCGGUGCCUGCUCAAGCUUGCAAGACGGUCGAGCUCUACACCUUCUCAUCGACGAGAGUGGAUUCGAUCGAGAGGUAUCGGUGGCGAACGCGCUGGUGACGAUGUAUGGGAGGUGCGGGAGCUUGCUGGAUUCGGCUAAGCUCUUCUCGGAGAUGGCUGAGAAGGACUUGGCGUCCUGGAACUCGGCCAUCGCCGCUCACGCUUACCACGGACGCAGCGACGAGUGCAUCAAACUCCUGGAUCAAAUGCGAGGAGAAGGAGUCCUGUACGAGAAGGUAACUUUCCUCACAGCUCUCAACUCGUGCACUGAUCCAGCUUCGCUGCAAGAUGGAGUUUUGAUGCACGAGAAGAUCGUCCAGUGUGGAUACGAGGCGGACACGGUGGUGGCGUCGGCGGUGAUCAACAUGUACGGGAGGUGUGGAGGUCUGGACAGAGCGAGGGAGAUCUUCGCCAGAGUGAAAACUUUCGACGUGAUCCUCUGGACCGGGAUGCUCACAGUCUACUGCCAGCUCGGCCGGACCAAGCAAGUGAUGGAACACUUUCGAUCCAUGCUCCACGAAGGAUUGAAGCCAACGGGAGUGACUCUCGUGAACUUGAUCACCUGCGUCGCGGAUUCCGGACUGGAACUCUUCCAAGAUGGAGUGUGGAUCAGCUCUCUGGCCUGGGAGAGUGGACUGGAAUCCGAGACGAUGGUUGCAAACUCUCUCAUCGAGAUGUUCUCGGAGUUCCGGAGCUUGAGCCAGGCGAGAGCCAUCUUCGACAGGAAUCCCGAGAAGAGCGUUGCGCUCCACACCACGAUGCUAGCGGCGUACGUGAAGGGAGAGCGCGGCAAAGAAGCCGGUGUUCUUCGCGAGCACGCUCAAGCAGCCAUGGAGCUCUUCCAGACGAUGCAAGCACAGGGGCAGAGACCGGGCCUUCCAACUUUCGUCAUGGCAGUGGACGCCGCGGGGAUCUUAGCAGCGCUCUCGUCGGGAAGAACUCUCCACAGCUCCAUUGUGGAGUGUGGAUUCCUCUCCGACGCUCACGUCGCUACCGCGCUCAUCGACAUGUAUGGGAAGUGUGGAGACUUAUCGUCCGCCGAGAAGAUCUUCCAGUUCUUCCUCGAGUCCUCGCGGGCAGACAUGGUGCUGUGGACGUCGAUGAUGGGAGCUUACGUCCAGCUCGAUCGGUGCGAGCGAGCGCUCACUCUCUUCGCGAGGAUGCUGCUUGAGGGGCUGGAGCCGAGCAGCGUGACUCUCGUCACGGCCAUGAGUGCGUGUGGUGGGCUGGCGGAUCCAUCCUCGAGCAAGCGCGUCCAUGAGCGGGCCAGGGAGCUCGGGCUAGAGUCCGAGACGUGCGUCGCGAACGGGCUCGUGGACAUGUACGGCAAGGCCGGCGACGUGGACACCGCGCGGUAUAUCUUUGACCGUGCGUUGCGCCGCAACGUCACGACGUGGAACGCCAUGGCGGGGGCUUACCGGCAGUGUGGCGUGACGCGCGGUGUACUGUGGCUCGUACGGACCAUGCAGCGCGACGGGUACCGCCCGGAUUCGGUCACCUUUGUGAGCCUUCUAUCGGUUUGCGGCCACUCGGGGCUCUUGGAGGAGGCGCGCUACAACUUCGUGGCGAUGCGCCGCGAGUUUGGGAUCGAUCCAUCACCCAAGCACUACUCCUGCGUCAUCGAUCUGCUGGCGCGUGCUGGAGAGCUCCAGCAGGCCGAGGAUUUCAUUGCCAGGAUCUCGGUUUCUUCCCCGGCAUCCUCCCCGAUGUGGAUGGCGCUGCUGGGCGCUUGCCGGAGCCUGGGCGAUUCCUCUUCCCGGGCGAGGCGCGCGGCCAGGAACGCGAUGGAUGUGGAGAAGAUGGAGCCACGGUCCCAGCACGAUCCAUCGGCCGCCCACGUCGCGCUGGCAAACAUCUGUGCCGCGAGUGGGAAUUGGGACGAGGCGCUGAGCAUCCGCAAGGCGAUGGCGGAGAAGGGAUUGAGGAAAGAGCCCGGGAGGAGCUUGAUCGCGGUGAAGAACCGGCUGCACGAAUUCGUGGCAGGCGAUCGCGAUCAUCCGCGGCGCGAGGAGAUAUAUGCCGAGCUCCGGAGACUGGAGAGGGCGAUGGUGGAUCGAGGAUACGUCGUGGACACGGGAAUGGUGACACACAAUGUGGGCGAGGCAGACAAGAGGGAUCUACUGGGCUGCCAUAGCGAGAAGCUCGCAGUGGCAUUUGGGGUGCUCAGCACGCCGCCGGGAUCGAGCUUGCGGAUCAUCAAGAACCUGCGCGCCUGUGGCGAUUGUCACACCGCAAUCAAGCUCAUUUCGGCGAUCGAGGGGCGGGAGAUCGUGGUCAGGGAUUCCAAUCGUUUCCACCACUUUAGAAAUGGGAGCUGUUCUUGCGGAGACUACUGGUAAAGAGAUAAGGUUUCAAAUUUGAAAA